Molecule: messenger RNA, 567 nt
Organism: Miscanthus lutarioriparius
Lineage: Eukaryota; Viridiplantae; Streptophyta; Magnoliopsida; Poales; Poaceae
Source: the annotation of a GenBank genome assembly
AUGCAGCUGGGAGGGCCGUCAUGGACUGUUCUUCUAGGAAGAAGGGACUCCACCACUGCAAGCAAGGAGAAUGCAGAGCGGGACCUGCCGGCUCCAUCCUUCGACCUCGCCAACCUCACCCAGUCAUUCGCAAACAAGAACCUCAGCGUCACCGACAUGGUUGCUCUCUCGGGGGGGCACACGAUCGGGCAGUCGCAGUGCCGCUUCUUCCGCCACCACAUCUACAACGACACCAACAUCAACUCCACGUUCGCGGCGUUGCUGCAGGCCAACUGCCCCCAGGCCAACGGCAGCGGCGACUCCACGCUAGCGCCGUUGGACGCGGCGUCGCCCACCGCCUUCGACAACGCCUACUUCAGCAACCUGCUGGCGCAGAAUGGGCUGCUGCACUCCGACCAGCAGCUGUUCAGCGGCGGCAGCACCGACGCCACCGUCAGGAGCUUCGCAUCCAGCGCGUCCGCCUUCAGCAGCGCCUUCGCGACGGCCAUGGUGAACAUGGGGAACAUCGCCCCCAAGACAGGGUCCCAGGGACAGAUCAGGGUCAGCUGCUCCAAGGUCAACUCCUGA